Rubroshorea leprosula is the source of this 561-nucleotide messenger RNA. NCBI's taxonomy places the organism in Eukaryota, Viridiplantae, Streptophyta, Magnoliopsida, Malvales, Dipterocarpaceae. The record is from the annotation of a GenBank genome assembly.
ACUGACAUGGUUGAAAAAGAUUAAAAUCAGAAUUGUUUCAAAAUUACAUAUAGAUCAAAACCAUCUAGGAAGCAUUCCAAUUAAGGUUUUCAUUUUUUUUUUUGGUCAAUCGUUCUAAUUAAGUUUAAAAAGCCAGAUACAUUUAUUGCUAUUUUCUACAGAUCGCUAAUAGCAGCCUACUUGUUCUUAAUGGCUACAAAAACGUAUUCCACUUAGAAGGAGGCCUAUACACAUGGCUCAAAGAAGGACUACCAACAGUAUCUAAAGAGUGAUGUCAAUGUAAGGAUGAAGCUUAUAGAGAAGCUUAAGUUUUGGCUUCAUUGAGAAUGUUAGUGUAUUGGUGACAAGACUGACUAAUUUUGUUAUGUGAACCCACAUAUUUGGUUUGUUUCAAUAUUGAAGUUUGAAUCUUUUGAUCAACUAAGAAGACUAAAUCUUAUUAGUCCUGUGAAAACUAUUUCACUAAAUAUUUGUCAUUUAGAACUUGAAUGUGUGUGUAAACUGUAAUAGUUUGAAGAUAUUGGUAAUUUAUUACAAGAACUCCGGCAUCCAGUCCAAGGU